AUGGACAUGCCUACCAUUGAUGUGGACCUUGGGCCGGAGAAGUUUGAAGAGGAAAAACAAGGAGGACCUUUGUUUCAUUGUGAUCUUUGUGAUACAGAAGUAGUUCACAAGUUGGCACAAAUGUUCCUUCCAGGUCUAGCUAGUGCUUGUGUUGAUAAUACAUCAGGAGAUCUCUUUAAGACAGCCGGUUCAGUAGCUGUUGAUAUGAGGAAGGAGAUGAUAGAAUAUCUUACCCAAAGAAGUGAAUCAUUUGUUGCUGAGUCUGUUAUAUUGGAAGGUGGUCCAGACGGUGAAGUAUCAGACCAUCCUUAUGAUAUUAUUUCUAAUUUAGUUGAUGAUUUUGCAAGUUCAAAGAGAAAUUUGUUUAGUCGGGUUUCUGGAUGGCUACUAAGUGAAAAGAGAGAAGAUAACAUAGAAGAUUUUGUUCAAGAGAUGGAAGUAAAUGGGUUUUGGACACUUGAGAGGAGGGAAAAAAUUGCAGAAACUUUGUUAAAAAAUGUUGACUUUGAGAACUCAUAUCAUUGCAACAUGAGUUUUAAUGACAUAGAAGAUCUUGCCAAUCAUAAAGAUAAUUGCAACUUUAGAUCUAUAAUAUGUGAAAAUGAGGGUUGCAAUUCUAGAUUUUGCGCAUCUCAUCUAAAUGAUCAUGAUUCAACUUGUCCUUUCAAGAUAAUUCCGUGUGAACAGAAGUGUCCUGCUAACAUUAUGAGACGUGAGAUGGACAGACAUUGUAUAACUGUUUGUCCAAUGAAGCUUGUAAAUUGUCCUUUUUAUGCUAUUGGUUGUCGAUCAGCAGUUGCACAAUGUAUGAUUGAAAAACAUCGUUCUGAUGAUAUUAAUUCUCACUUGUGGCAUUUUCUUAAAGGGAUUUACAAAGAAGCAUCUGGAGAUGAUCUCACUCGGCGAGUGGAACAAAUAAUAGAGGUAAGUAGCCGUUUAACAGAGGCUCGAGAUGUUAGAUCUUUAAGCUUCAUUGUCAAGGAUAUUGAAGCUAAGCUAGAACCUUUCAAAGUAACGAUUGUGGAUAAAAGUGAUGUAAAGACUGACGCCAAUAAUGGUGAAGAGGAAGGUGGCGAAAAUAAUAUGAACAAUGCUGAAAGAAGCAUUAAUAUUUCAAAUAUGACCAUUUCUCCAGAUAAAGUUGAAGCGAGUGAUACACUGAAUGCAUCACAAAAUGAAGAUAAUAAGCCUAGUUAUGUUGAAAAUGAAGGUCAUAAAGAAAGGACAGAAACUUCAAAUAUGACAAAUGUAUCUGAUACUACUAAAACUGACCUCUUGAAUGACAAUAAUCAAGAUGUUGCAACUUCAGAAUUAACAACUAAAGCAGAUGAUGAAAAGAGCAUUCAAACACUCAACAAAAAUAUGUCCAAUGAGGAAGUUGGUGUAAAAAACAAGAACGAUGCAGAGAAUGAUACUAAAAGCAAACCUAUUGAAGACAAUGAGCAAAUACUAAAUGAAGACAAUAAAUUCAAAGGUAAGGAUGACCAACAAAACAUAUAUAAUUCAAAAAUGGAACUCAAGGAUGGUGCACAGAGUAAUGUCAAGGAUAAAGAUGGUGAAGAUGACAACUAA
Messenger RNA from Vigna radiata var. radiata (mung bean), 1572 nucleotides. RefSeq names its product TNF receptor-associated factor family protein DDB_G0290931. Gene Ontology annotation, molecular function: zinc ion binding. NCBI's taxonomy places the organism in Eukaryota, Viridiplantae, Streptophyta, Magnoliopsida, Fabales, Fabaceae. The coding region runs from base 1 to 1572 and encodes 523 amino acids. The transcript is spliced from 2 exons. The record is from RefSeq and is a predicted model, not a curated record.